AUGAGUAAUUUAACUGGAUAUAAUUACUGGCAAGAAAUAUUCGACGAAAGUGUAUCAAAAGUAUGGAGCCAAGAACCUAUUCACAUUCUAAAAAACCUUUCAAUGUUGUACUACUCCAUAGAAAGAGAAAUUAAAAAAAUCCAGGACACAUUACAAAGUGAUAUAACAGAUUUGAGAAACUCUGUGCAAACAAGCAAAAUAGCCCAAUUUUCAGAUUUAGGAAAUAAUAAUAGGUUGCCAGAAAAACAAAUAAUUAAAGAACCACUGAAAGAAUUACCAUCGAAUAAUGAUAGCAGCUCCAUAAUUAUAUCUGAAGAUGAACAGUCUAGUGGUAAAACCAUCGACUCCAGCCCUGAAAUCAAUAAGAAAUCUAAAAAUUGUAUAUUCAAAAGACGCCUGAAACGCAGGCAAUUAAAAAAUGUAAAAGAAAAUGGAACUCGAAUUUCGAAUGAUUUUUUAAUGGAUAUAUCAAUUCCAACAAUAAGUACCCCUAAAAAAAGUGCAGUUGAUACCCCACAAAAAUCUGGCAGCGAUAUGGAUUUUUCAAUAGUGCAGUGUACUCCAGUACCAAAGCCAGAGAAAAAAGGAUCAUUUGCUUUACGUGUUUCCAAGAGAAAGCCACAAAAUUCCACUCUAACUCAAAUGUUUUUCCCAACAACAAGAGCAAAUAAUUUAUCAACAUCUAAAACCAUGUCUCCUAGUCAAAGUUACUCUAUGCUAGGAAUUACCAAAAUGGUUAGCUAUUUAAAUAAAGAAACCCCAUCAGCUAAUAGAAAACAAUCAAUUAGCUUAAUUUCCGAUGAUGACAAUUCCUCAUUAAACAGUGGCAUGAUUCAAGAAGCACACAUUGAGGAAGAUUUGAAUGACCUUCUAGCAAAAGCCCAAAGCGUUCCAGAUCAAAUCGAAGCAGCUCCUGUAGUCAGAGGCAAAGCAAGGCAGGCCCUACCAGCUUGGUGUUGCAAGGAUUGCGAACGGUUUUACACAAGACAAGGUUUAACUAAUGACCAAAUAUUGGCUUUGAGUAAAAAAUGUUCUAAACAUAGAGGGAAAUAUAGACCGAGGGAGGAUACUUUGCCUGGGUUUUGGGAUAUGAAUAUUUUCACUCCUGCUGCUGAUAAUGAUUUGUAA
Molecule: messenger RNA, 1128 nt
Organism: Ceutorhynchus assimilis (cabbage seed weevil)
Lineage: Eukaryota; Metazoa; Arthropoda; Insecta; Coleoptera; Curculionidae
Source: the annotation of a GenBank genome assembly